AUGGCGUGUCUCGGAUCAUAUCGUGUGGGAUUCGACGGAAAGAAGUGGUUCUGCAUCAUAGAUGGAGAAACCUUUGAUACCAAGACAGAUGUCAUGAAGCACUACGCUGAGAAGCAUGGUUGCAACGUGGUCUGCACGCGUUGCACGCUCGUUUUCGCCAGUAUCGAGGCCUGGCAGGCUCACAUGGCAGAUCCCGAAUGUCAUAACCCUUGCCUCCUAUGCCCGUUCCCCUGGCCUGAUUUUGCUAGCACCAAGAAGUUGGCCCAGCACCUCUUCGCAAGACACAAAAUGUGCACCAUCUGCGAGGCACAUGGUUUCAUUGAGGAAGCAGAUAUCCUGAAGCAUAAGGAAGACGACCACAACUGGUGUCUUGAAUGCGGUUUUAUCUGUGCAGACCAAAAUGAGCUCCUUAGACACGCCGACACCCACGACGAUGUGAAUCUCCCCUGCUGGGCCGGCUGCGGUAAACUGUUCGGUCUAGUUUACUCGCCUCUCGCUCACUACGAGAAGGGCGAAUGCCCCCUCAUCACCAUCGAGCAGUACAGAGAAGCAGUCGGCAAGGCGGCGGAUGACUGGAUGGGCGACAUCUCUCUGUGGUAUGCCGGAAUGCAGGACGCUCCCUACCGGUGCAUUGGCUGCGACGGAUGCGCCUCCGAGGUGUCGGAGCUGUUCGAUCACGUCAUGCACACCAAGGAGUGCCUGGAACAUCCCGACCAGGGACUCGGGGUUGUUCUGGACGACAUCCGCGCCGAGAUCCGCAGGAUGGUGGGCCGUGUCCCCGAGGAAUGGGAGUGGGAAGACAGCAUCCCGAUGUCCGAGGCCCGCGAGGUGAUCUCUCAAACUGUGCAGGAUGAUGUUUCCAGCCUUGUCCGUCGUCUGACCAUCAGCCCGCUCGGGGCGCGCACCUUCCUGCCUCAGCCUAUUCCUUCGCCGAAUCUUUACGACUGCGAGGAGACAGAGUACGAUACUACCGAAGAGGAUACCGAGGAGGACGCGGAGGGUGAUGAAGAGGAUGCUAAGGAGGGUACAGAGGGGACCGCCGAGGAAAGCGAGGAUGCGGAUGAGGGCGCCGAGAUGAAAAACGAGGAAGAAGACGACGAGAUGGACUUUGACGAGGAGGGCAACGAGGAGGAAGGAAUGGACGACGAGGAAGAAGAGGUGGAGAUUAUUGUGUGA
Messenger RNA from Penicilliopsis zonata CBS 506.65, 1176 nucleotides. RefSeq lists its product as hypothetical. The transcript has 2 exons. Lineage: Eukaryota; Fungi; Ascomycota; Eurotiomycetes; Eurotiales; Aspergillaceae. The record is from RefSeq and is a predicted model, not a curated record. Bases 1 to 1176 code for a protein of 391 amino acids.